Molecule: messenger RNA, 969 nt
Organism: Truncatella angustata
Lineage: Eukaryota; Fungi; Ascomycota; Sordariomycetes; Amphisphaeriales; Sporocadaceae
Product: thioredoxin-like protein
Exons: 2
Coding region: 1-969 (322 amino acids)
Molecular function (GO): oxidoreductase activity
Source: RefSeq, a predicted model, not a curated record
AUGGCCAGCAUCAACGAAUUACUUUCACCAGUGGCGGAACCGUCCUCUUCUCCUGAACAAUCACCUCAAGCUUUUGUCGGCCAAAAGCCCGAGAGCUUACACUUCACUAUCGAGUUCGUGCUUGACACGGCGUGUCCUCAUUGCUACAUCGGUCUGAAGAAUCUCAACGCGGCCAUCGAUGCAUACAAGCUGCAGCACCCCAAUGCUACGUUUGAGGUCACUUGUUCUCCGGUUAUUCUGAGCCCUUCGGCAGGACGCAGUGUUGACACCAAAGAAGUCUACUAUCAAACUAUUCGUGGAUUUGCACCAUCCACUAUUCAGGAUUGGACGCGCCAGGGUCAAGAAAGUGGUAUUAACUUCAGCUGGCAAGAGGGCCGUACCGGCAAUUCUCGGGAUUCUCAUAAGCUUCUGCGUCUUGCACUUGAGGCAACCCCGUCAACUUACCGCAGCUCUUCAUUCACCCGAGCCUUUGGCCACAAUCGGCUUUCCACUACGUCGUCCUCACUGGUUACUGAUGUGACACCCGUCGGAGCGCGUGGACCACAAACACAGAUGCAGCUCGCUGACACUAUCUAUCGUGAAUACUUCGAGAACAACCGCGAUCUCUCAGAUCGCUCCUUUCUUCUAAACACAGGAACAUCCCUGACCAACAUCCCCGCGGAGGAGAUCCAAGCUUGUUUGGAGAGCGACGAGUGGGACUAUGCCAUCGACCGCCUUAGCGAUAGGAAUAAGAUGGAAUUCAACGCUGUCCCCGUUUUCAUCAUCCAGGGUCGCUUCGUCGCGGGCGGCUGGCAAACACCCCAGAAGCUUCUUGACAUAUUCGAGCAUGUCCGCGCCGAAGGGCCCAAUGCGCCUGGUCGCAUCCUGAGCGUGCCUGGUGGAGGUUGGUGGAUGCCCGGGGGUGUCUUCAGGGGUGCCAAUCAGGAUGCAGCAGAAACGGGACGCAGGAGCGCUUUUGGUAGCAGCUGA